UUGGACUUGGGGUGUCCCUCUCUAUCCCUCUUUCUAUUUUCUGGUUCUCCAAGGUUCUACUUUAGAUAUAGCCUUCAAAUCAAAUCCAACCAUUAAAUACCACUUGGUCACCCCCUUUGUAAUUCUCUCCAUAUAAAAAAAAAAAAAAACUAAUUUUUAUUCCAUAUAGUGCCUAUAUUAUCUUCUCGAAAUUUACAUGUUCCACUCUGUUUUUUCCUCUGUUCUGUUUCAUGGCCGCAACAGCAACUUCAGCACAGGCUUUCAAGGACUACAAGGACAGCAACAAUGGCAACCCUGAAAUUACGAGGCAUGAAAUUCAAGCUGCCAUAGCCAAAGCUGUGGAGUUAAGGGCUCUUCACGCGGCUUUAAUGCGAGGAAAUAGCCCAGUCAAUGCUAGAUUACCAUCCCCUUCCCCUGCUUCGCGCCCUGUUUCUCACUUCUCUGCCCAAGAUUACCCUGUUUUCACUCCUAGCUAUGAAGAUGACCCACUGGUGGGGUACAAUCAAAACCCCAUGAAAAGCGUAUCAGUAUCAGAAAGUUGGGAUGGGAGUGUGUUAGAAGGAGGAAACAGCAUAGAAACCAUUGUGGCAGAUUACAAGGAGAAGUCAAGUUCAAGAAAGGGACUAUUUUCUAGUUUUGCCAACCUUGAAUCUCACAUAUGUACUACUGAUGAUAACAAAUCCAUGACCGGCUCUUGUGCAAAUCAAAUUACUGUUCUUCAAACUUCACCAGCAAAUGACUAUUUUAAGUGUAAGAGGAGAAACAGUAUGGAGGAUUUCAAGUCCAUAUCCUCCUCCUCUUGCAAUAAAUGUAACCCUCCCACCAUAACUAGUGAAUUUGAGAAUGCAAGGAACAGCAAGAGUUCCAACAUUGUUGUCCCAGUCACAGAUUCCCACACAUCUCUUCAACCACAACCCAAAAGCAAAGGGGUGAUUUCUUGGUUGUUUCCUAGGCUAAAGAAGAAGCAUAAGAAUGAGAAUUCUCCCAAUAGAGCAGAAUCUGAAGAUGUUUCUCAGGUUCUCAAGGACUUGGGAAUAAUGUCAAUUGAGACAUUGAAGAAAGAGCUGGUGGAAGCGAACGAGAACCGAGAUGUGGCCUUAAUGGAAGUUUCUGAGAUGAGAAAUUCAUUGGGGGAGCUGAAACAGAAGCUUGAGUACUUGGAGAGUUAUUGUGAAGAGCUGAAGAAAGCUUUGAAGCAAGCGAUGCAGACAAGGGACUCUCAACUUUGUGACCAACUUAGUAGUCUUCCUCAGAGAGGGAAAUCAUUUGAGGGGAAUGGAGAAAAUUUGAUGCCUGUGAGUGAGGAAGUAAUGGUAGAGGGAUUCUUGCAGAUAGUGUCAGAGUCCAGAUUAUCAGUGAGGCAGUUCUGCAAGACCCUUAUAAACCACAUUGAAGAAACUGAUCAUUCUCUGACAGAAAACUUGAACUUGCUUCUCCAACCGUAUAAGCUAUCUCUGAAUUCCAAGCACUCAAAGGCAGUGCUAUACCAUUUUGAAGCUUUCAUAAACCAGUCUCUCUACCAAGACUUUGAGAAUUGUGUUUUCCAAAAGAACGGUUGCUCAAAAUUCCUAGACCCUCAGCAGGAUCGUCAAGCACAAUUCUCCUCAUUUGUUGCCCUUAGGAAUUUGAGCUGGAAUGAGGUACUGAGAAAGGGAACAAAAUAUUACAGUGAAGAGUUUAGCAAGUUUUGUGACCAGAAAAUGAGUUGUAUCACCACUAGUCUAAAAUGGACAAGACCUUGGCCUGAACAACUACUUCAAGCUUUCUUUGUGGCAGCAAAAUGCAUGUGGCUGCUACAUUUGCUUGCAUUUUCUUUCAAUCCACCUUUGGGAAUUUUGAGGGUUGAAGAGAAUAAAACCUUUGAUCCUCACUACAUGGAAGAUAUGUGUACGAGGUCACAAGGUCCAAGCAGAGUUAAGAUCAUGGUGAUGCCAGGGUUUUAUGUUCAGGAUAGGGUCUUGAGGUGUAAAGUUCUUUGCAGGUACAAGUCUGCAGCCUAAUCAGUAAGUUUUAUAUGUACAUUUUCUUUUACUUUAGACUUUCUCAUCUCUAUGUCUGUAACUAGUCACAUGGAUGGAUAAUUAAUAAUAGUUGAAAGUGAUUUAAUCUAUUGCAUGCUCAAUUUUGAGUUCUUG
Cajanus cajan (pigeon pea) is the source of this 2135-nucleotide messenger RNA. Its product is annotated as IRK-interacting protein. NCBI's taxonomy places the organism in Eukaryota, Viridiplantae, Streptophyta, Magnoliopsida, Fabales, Fabaceae. The record is from RefSeq and is a predicted model, not a curated record.